AUAUAACACAUGAAUGACAUGAUAUCUAAACAAAUCAUAUGAGACUUGGACAAUCAUGUGAAUCACACACUUUUUUAUAGUUAAAGAUAAAAUAUACAAAUAAAAAAAUAUUUUUAAAGAGUGAUUAAGCAUGUGUUUUGUCAAAAGGCAGAUUGGAUUGAUAUCCGAAUAAUAAUAAAACAUCAAAACCUCGCAUCCAUUCAAUCUGUGUUGAGAUCAAAACCCUAAUCAACAACCGACGAUGUCUUCGACGUUCUCCGGCGACGAAACUGCUCCGUUUUUCGGCUUCCUCGGCGCCGCUGCUGCGUUGGUCUUCUCUUGUAUGGGAGCAGCCUAUGGGACGGCAAAGAGUGGCGUUGGAGUGGCUUCAAUGGGAGUGAUGAGGCCAGAGUUGGUAAUGAAGUCAAUUGUGCCGGUGGUUAUGGCUGGAGUGUUGGGUAUUUACGGUCUGAUUAUUGCCGUGAUUAUUAGUACUGGGAUUAACCCUAAGGCCAAGUCUUAUUAUCUGUUUGACGGAUACGCUCAUCUUUCUUCUGGUCUUGCUUGUGGUCUGGCUGGUCUUUCUGCUGGUAUGGCCAUUGGAAUCGUCGGUGAUGCUGGUGUUAGGGCUAAUGCACAACAACCUAAACUUUUCGUUGGAAUGAUCUUGAUUCUCAUUUUUGCUGAAGCUUUGGCCCUCUACGGUCUUAUUGUUGGCAUCAUUCUUUCUUCUCGAGCUGGUCAAUCCAGAGCAGAUUAGAAUCGUUGAUCGUGGGUCUCACUCACGAGUGCCUUAAAUUGAUCAAUAUUCUUCUCCUCUUGUUAGAGGUAUGGUUUGUUUUACCUUUCUUUGGUGUAGCUUGUAGACUAGAUUCUUGUACUCCCUUCAAUAAAGUCAUUUUGAUGCUAUUUUUUUUUUUUUUGCAAAAAUAAGUCUUGGGACAUGUCGAGAUCUGGAAAUCAUGGAUUGCGGUUUAUUUGUAUUGUACAAGUUAUAAUAACAUUUUAUUUUCAAAGUAGUUGUUUUGCCUAUUAUGUUA
Molecule: messenger RNA, 1019 nt
Organism: Helianthus annuus (common sunflower)
Lineage: Eukaryota; Viridiplantae; Streptophyta; Magnoliopsida; Asterales; Asteraceae
Product: V-type proton ATPase 16 kDa proteolipid subunit
Exons: 3
Coding region: 242-739 (165 amino acids)
Biological process (GO): proton transmembrane transport
Cellular component (GO): proton-transporting V-type ATPase, V0 domain
Molecular function (GO): proton-transporting ATPase activity, rotational mechanism
Source: RefSeq, a predicted model, not a curated record